AUGCCUCAGCAGAUUACCGACAUCAAGAAAUUCCUCGAGAUUGCUCGCAGAAAGGACGCUUCGGCGGCCCGCGUCAAGAGCACCACCCGUGCUGACGGCAAGCAGGUCACCAAGUUCAAGAUCCGAUGCUCGCGCUUCCUCUACACCCUCUCGGUCGACGACAAGCAGAAGGCUGAGAAGCUCAAGCAGUCGCUUCCCCCUGGUCUCAACGUUGUUGAGAUCGGCAAGCCCGUCAAGGGCCGCAAGUAA
Molecule: messenger RNA, 249 nt
Organism: Mycosarcoma maydis (corn smut)
Lineage: Eukaryota; Fungi; Basidiomycota; Ustilaginomycetes; Ustilaginales
Product: 60S ribosomal protein eL38
Exons: 2
Coding region: 1-249 (82 amino acids)
Biological process (GO): protein-RNA complex assembly; translation
Cellular component (GO): ribosome; cytosolic large ribosomal subunit
Molecular function (GO): structural constituent of ribosome
Source: RefSeq, a predicted model, not a curated record